Messenger RNA from Chelonia mydas (Green sea turtle), 3384 nucleotides. It is a transcript of the gene SRSF5, whose product is annotated as serine and arginine rich splicing factor 5. Bases 2067 to 2867 code for a protein of 266 amino acids. The transcript has 8 exons. NCBI's taxonomy places the organism in Eukaryota, Metazoa, Chordata, Testudines, Cheloniidae. The record is from RefSeq and is a predicted model, not a curated record. Gene Ontology annotation, cellular component: ribonucleoprotein complex; cytoplasm; nucleus. Gene Ontology annotation, molecular function: mRNA binding.
UAUAUUCUGCGUUUUAAUUUUUGCCAUUUCCGUAACACUUUUAAAACAAGAACUUCAUUAUUGCUGUCACCAGUGGAGGUACACCAAUGGUAACAAUGGAGUCUAGUACACAGAGAUUAGGGAAAAGGGACAAAGUAUGAACAGAGGAAAACAGGAAUGCAGAAAAGAAGGAAAUAAAGGUAUGGAAAAACAAAGAAAAGAGAGGAAUGUGAAGAGACAGGAAAAAGAUGGAGUAAUGAAGAAAAACCUCCACUGAUUAUUGAAGGGAAUUCGAACAUGUUUCUGCUUCUGUUUCCAGCACCAUCAAAAAGAAGUGAGUUCUGCCUAACAUGUCCAUGUAGUCUUAGUUUUUACUCCUAUCUUUCAAGGUUUAUCCAAGAGUUAAAGGGCCCAUCUCAUCAUGGCAGUCUCAUAUUUUAGCUUCUCACAUCCCCUCACCAGAACCUCCUCCCCUCUCCCACAAUGAAUUCAGUUCAAAUUAGAAGAAACAACUAAACUGCAUAAUUUUUGUAACUCCCAGAUUUCUUUCACUUGUAGAACCCAGUAGGCCAUUUGUUAUCUUGACUGCAGCCUUCCUCUGGAACCAAACUAAAUAAAACAAUCCUAGGCCAAAUUAAUCUCUAAAAUCAACGGAGCUAAAUCAGGGCUGAAUUUGGCCUAUGUCUUUACUCUGUCACUAUUUGCUUGGUUCUGAAUUAACCUUAAUUAUUUAGAUCUCUGGUCUAUUUUUAUUGUUUUAAUAAGCUGGUGGGCAAGAGCACACUGCUUUUCAGUUCCUGCAAGCCUCUGCUCACUUCUGUCAGGGUCCUGAAUAUGAGAUGCUUAACAGAGGUGCAGUUCUUAAUUGUUAUAUCAUUAGAUAGCAAGAAGGGUUAACAAAAUAUUGGGCUAUUAGCUUAGCACCUUAUUUCAGAUUCAGGUACGCUGCUGUGCUAGGAAGCAUGAUGAAAACAGAGUUGUUUGUAUUCCACCGCAGCCCCAAGAUGGCUUCCUGGCUGAUGCAAUGUUUAACCCUUUCCGUUCCAGACUUUAUGAUGUCAGGCCAGUUUUUUACAGCCCCUUCUCUCUCGCGCGCGCACACACACAGAGACAGCUUCAAGUUACUGUUGAUGUCUGUAAAGGAUCUUCCGAAAUAAACGCUCUUUUUAAAGUGCCGGCUAGUCCUGACCUUUGUGUGCUAGAACAACACUGGAUUUGAUGAGUUGGUCAGCGGCAGCUUAAUCACCAUGCUGCAAUGAACAGACGUUGGUCCAAUAAAAAGAUAUGACCUCGUCCCCCCAAUCUCUCUCCUCCACCAGCAGUGGGGCCAGCCUGGAGGCAGGAAGUUUGGGAGCGGGGAAAUAUCACAAAGGGAGGACCCUGGGCAGCCGGAAGAUUUCACCACCCGCGAGGGCUUCCCCAAACUGGAAAAAGGGGAGAUUUUCGCCUGACUCAUGUGCCAACCGUGCGGGGAGCCCCGGGCUCGCUACCGCGCUACGAAUGCGGAGGCUGCGCUGGCACUGAUGGGCCCCCGCCGCGCUCCUCCUCCGGGCCCUGGAGUAAGUCACGGUGUCAAAACGCACGUGACCCAGCAACUGCCGCCGGGGGUGGGGUGGGCACUGCACCGGGCCGGCGGUACGGGAGGUGUAAAGAAUUGGGGGGACUGGAUGUGCCCGGCCCGAGUUGCUCUCCGCGGGCCUGGCGCCGCCCCACGGCUCUACGGGGCCCGGCGCCUCAGCUCCCCGACUAACAGCCAGGGCCGCGCCGGGCCCGCAUCGCGAGACUCAGGGACACCGGGACAAGCCCCGCCUACCCGGUGACCUAGCUUCUCUCUGCCAAGAGGGGCCCCACCCCCCUCGCCUCUCCACCCAUGGGGCAGCCAGAGAUGGGUCACGUGACGCCAACGUCACGUGCUAGCAGCCUCCAUUUUGUGGCGCAGCUACGCAGCGCACUCGCCAGUCGGGAGCUAGACGCUGCAGAGGGAAGAUCGGGCGAGUAGUGAUCAUCCAACCCGCGCACCCGUCUGGCCUCGGCACGCACCGCGAGACCAUCGUAGCGCAGCCGAUUUAAUCGUGACUAACGACACUAUGAGCGGCUGCCGCGUAUUCAUCGGGAGGCUGAACCCUGCAGCCAGGGAGAAGGAUGUGGAGCGAUUCUUCAAGGGAUACGGACGCAUUCGGGACAUUGAUCUGAAAAGGGGCUUCGGAUUUGUGGAAUUUGAGGAUCCAAGGGAUGCGGAUGAUGCAGUCUAUGAACUGGAUGGAAAGGAGCUCUGCAGUGAGAGGGUUACAAUUGAACAUGCACGGGCCCGUUCCAGAGGUGGCAGAGGCAGAGGGCGAUAUUCUGAUCGCUUUAGUAGCCGCCGUCCACGUAAUGACAGGAGAAAUGCCCCACCUGUACGAACAGAAAACCGUCUGAUAGUAGAGAAUCUGUCUUCCCGAGUCAGCUGGCAGGAUCUCAAAGACUUCAUGAGACAAGCUGGGGAAGUAACCUUUGCAGAUGCACACAGGCCUAAGCUAAAUGAAGGGGUGGUUGAGUUUGCCUCUUACAGUGACUUAAAGAAUGCUAUUGAAAAACUCUCUGGCAAAGAAAUCAAUGGAAGGAAAAUUAAACUAAUUGAAGGCAGCAAAAGACACAGUAGGUCCAGAAGCCGGUCUCGUUCCCGUAGCAGGAGCUCGUCCAGGUCUCGCAGCCGUUCUCGUUCCCGAAGCCGCAAGUCUUACACCAGGUCCAGGAGUAGGAGCCGUAGCAAGUCUCGUUCAGUUAGUAGGUCUCCAAUGCCUGAGAAGAGCCAGAAACGAGGUUCUUCUAGUAGAUCAAAAUCUCCAGCAUCUGUGGAUCGGCAGAGGUCUCGGUCAAGGUCCAGAUCUGUUGACAGUGGAAAUUGAACUAUAUAAGUAACAUGCUUGAAGGCCUUUUUUAAAGCAUACUUGCUAAAACUUGUGGUAAGUAUGUGGUGGUUUUUCUGUGGGGAAGGGUUUGGAUGUGGGGGAGGGACAAAAAACUUUGUAGAUAUGGACCACAGCGGGGUAUGAAUUAAAUGUAUUGUCUUUUGAUAAUCUUUUUCUUUCUUGCUCACAUUUUUGUGGAUGUCAAGUGUAUAGUUUUGUGUAUAUGGGCAGAGCUCUUUAUAACUAAAGCAAAUCUCAAUUUUUUUUGUACUCAAAAAAAAAAAAAAUCACCUGAACGUUUUAGUUCCCAGUGUAUUCAAACAUGUGAAUGGUAAUUCAAGAUUAGUUUAAUGUCUUCAAUUAAACUAUUAGCUUUAGACAUUUAAGAGCUCUACAUAUGUGCUGUACAUAAAGCUUUAUAUCGGAGGGUUUUUUUGUGCUUCAGUUGUUUCCAUUGAGUCAGCAAAAUAGAUUAUGCUGUUCAAGAUUGAUAAUAAAACCUUAAUUUUAAAAA